Messenger RNA from Paraglomus brasilianum, 1569 nucleotides. Lineage: Eukaryota; Fungi; Glomeromycota; Glomeromycetes; Paraglomerales; Paraglomeraceae. The record is from the annotation of a GenBank genome assembly.
AUGCAGGGGAAAGGCCUUGAACACACAAGAUUCAAGGACAUGCCUGGAGACUGCUUCCAUACAUCUAACGCAGGACGUAAUGGCCAUACGCUAGUAGGUAUACACAUCCUGGAAAACAGCAUGCAGGGGAAAGGCCUUGAACACGCAAGAUUCAAGGACAUGCCUGGAGACUGCUUCCAUACAUCUAACGCAGGACGUAAUGGCCAUACGCUAGUAGGGAUGCACAACACAUCCUGGAUACUAGCAUGCAGGGGAAAGGCCUUGAACACGCAUGAUUCAAGGACAUGCCUGGAGACUAGCACCAAGCAUCUAACGCAGGACAUGUUUGAGUCGAUUGCGAAUGAAUACCUUCAACAUACAGCAUGCAAGAAUUGGUCGGUCAUUUCCAUAUUGGAAUAUAUCAAAUCAAAAUCUGAUUUAUCCGCUGAUAUGUUCGGAACUCUGAAAGCAGAUAUAUAUUCAGUGCUACGAAAUUUCAGCGACCAUCACAACAUUCGCCUUCAUCAAAAUGCAAAAAAAAAAGCAAUAAAAUUGUUAUCAAACUUUAAUGAUUCAUGGUCCUCGACUAAAGUGAGGCUUUUUAUUGAAGGAUUAAAACUAAAUGACAAAGAAGCAGAAUACCGAACAACAAUGCGUCGCAAAAUAGCGUCGUCGAACGCGUUACAAGCACUAGAGGAACAUCGCAUGACAAGGAUAUUAAUCGAAGAUAUACACAACGCGGAGGCUUCCCUCCUAGAAAAUGUCAGAAAUGCGCCCAGCGAGUCUUCUAAGAAUGUUUCGGAAACCAUACAACCGUCAAGACACAGCAGUGAUCUUAAUGUACAAGCUAACAAUCAAGAAGUGGAUGUUGCAGAAAUCGAUAGCAUUAUUGUAAAAAGGUCGAGAAAGAAGCUCCAUAAAGAUAAAAUCGACAAAGAUGUGCACGAAUUGCUACGUAGUAAUCCUGGUCAAAUACGAUCCUUAAAUGAUUUAGAACAAUGGAAGGCUAAGUUUUCCGAUUCAAAAUCUAUAGACGCAAACUUAACUUUUAAAAUAAUGGAAUUUUUCAAUCAAUGUUUACGAAGGGAAAUCAAUAUUCUUGUCAUGCAAAAUCGUGAACGGGAUUUUAUUGUUAAGAUUCUUGCCCCGAUAAUUGGUACUCUUCUAGAGGAAUUCGAUAUCGGUACUUUUGAGCUCAACUGGAUCGAGAGGGAGUCUCGUAGUGUCACGAAUCGAAAACGAAAAGAUGUACAUGAGGAAUACAUGACGCUUACAUCUGAAAUAAAAAAAAUGGACCUAAUCAUCUCGUCACGAAGUCACAAAAUUGAACUCCUACCACUUGAAGUAGGAAAUACUGAAGGUCCAAUUGAUGAUACUAAAUAUAGAAAAGACCAUUCAAACCUAAAGGUAGUGAUGAAAGAUUUUUUGGAUUCGUUGUGGAGCAAAUUACACUUCAAGAAGGUACAAGAUGGACUAUUUAUUCCCUUUCCUACGAUAAUUCGCAGAACUUCUAUUUUUUUGUUGAGAUGGCGACACUUAUACUGCCUACAACAUUCUCAGACAUGGAAGACCUUUUGCCAGAUUUUCUAG